Podarcis muralis (Common wall lizard) is the source of this 2439-nucleotide messenger RNA. It is a transcript of the gene C7H1orf232, whose product is annotated as chromosome 7 C1orf232 homolog. NCBI's taxonomy places the organism in Eukaryota, Metazoa, Chordata, Lepidosauria, Squamata, Lacertidae. The record is from RefSeq and is a predicted model, not a curated record. Gene Ontology annotation, biological process: spermatogenesis.
AGGUACUAUGCUGAGAGUUCCCUUGAGCCCAGAGUCAACCCUAGAUGAAGAACCUUUGUUCAAGUACGGGCUCGUUGUGAGUUUAUGAACAGCAUUGUGUGUCCAGUUCUAACACACAGGAUGUGAUUUGUAAGCACAAAUCUGACCCCUGCCAUAUUUUUUUCCUCCUGAAUUAAGCACUCACACAGCAACAGUAGUUUCACUUUGAGUGAUCCUUGAAGAACGAGAACUCUGUGGGUCACCACACUGCCCUGAGCACUACUGUUCCCAGCGCAACUCAGCUCGGGGAGAGGCACACAGUGGAGCAUUAUCGGCAGCAUCAAGCGUAGCCAAUAUGGAUUUGUGCAUUUAGGAUGCGGCUGUCAGAGCAGGACAAAGGAACAACCGCCAGUCAGUGAACUACUCGCGAUCACGUUACUUGCACCAGGCCGGGAAAUCAAUAAUACAUUUACAGGCAUGUAAAGGCAGCAGACAGGCAUCUGUCAUUAGCCGCGGGGAGAAGAAAGAUGGGCAAUGGAAAGACAACCCAUCCUUUCAUCGCUUCUACAAUCGGAGCAUGAGUUGGGGGUGAAGGAGCUAGGAGAGCUUGGUAGUUUUAACAGCGAGCAAAGAACCCGCGCCCCUUGUUUGCAACUUGCACGAAGCUGUUCUGGGGCAGGAGUCGAAGCUUCCUGUUUAAGGCAGAAACUAAAUCUGCAAAGGAGAAGACGACACAGGUCUGCGAGGCUAUCAGCCCUAAGAAAUAAUUUAGCUGCCAGACACUAUUUUGAGAGCCUGUUGCUGAGCUACCGCAUUCCAAAGUCCUUUUUUUUGCUGGAGAUCAGUUACAGGACUCAGACAAUGGAGAGUAAUAUAAGAGCGUAGCGUUGCCAGAAUGAGGCUUUCCUCAAGACUUGAAAGUAGAAGAUUCUGCAUGGGGGUGGUAGGGGGACUCAGGAGCUGUGAGGGGAGCACAUCACUCUUCUGAAUAAGAGAGGACUCUACACCAAGCAAGGGUGCAGGUACUAAGUUCAAUGUUAGUGAGAGAACUAGCUAACAAAGAUUCACGUCUCAAAUCUGGAAUUGAAAGAAGUCCAGCGGGUCUUUUUGGCAAAAGAGGCUGGAGAUAGGAUGCAUAAAGGGUGAUCGGAGGAGUCAGAUUGUUGGGAUCCGUGUCCACUGCACUUUCAUCUGUUCCAGGGGCCUUCAUUGACGGAAUUCAUUGGUAUUCUGGGUCAGUCAUGGAUCCGAUUCCUCUCAGUUCUUUGAGAUGUACAUUGGAAGCUUCUGAAAUUUUAAUGAAGACACCAGAUCCGAGAAAGAGGCAGCCAGUGACAGGUGUGAAUUUGCAGGGCGCACAAGCAUCUGCCUGAGCUCCUGGUUCCCUGCAGAGUCUCUGAAGCAGCUGGGCACAGAGGCCCAAUGGCAACCGGAACCUGACCCGCUUAGACUUGGAAGAGAAUCCAAAGUGGGGACUGUAAGCCCCCAGGCUUCCAAACUGCCGGGAUCUCAGGGGCUUACUUACUGUGAGACGCUCUAGCUCCUGGGAGAAGAACCUGAGAGUGAGCGGGGCCAGGAUGACUCAGGGAUUCUGGAAGGUCUACAAGGCCAAAGUUCUACAGACCCUUGGCGGAGAGCUGCCGGAAGAGGAACUCCAGGAUGAGAGAGAUAACCCUGAACUGAUGGAAACCACAGACUCAACCCUGCUGACAGAGGAGGGGUCAAAUCCUGUUUCUCAGCUGGCACGGCGGGUCCAAGGAGUUGGAGUCAAAGGCUGGAGAAGUGUCUCAUCUUUGUUCAGCCGGGAAGACGAACAUAAAUUGCUGGCUCCUGAGCCUUGUCCUGACCACCCACUGGCAGCCAGGCCAGAAGAGGACUCCCCUUCUGAAAAGAAGACAUCUGGCCUUUGGGACGUCUUUGCCACAAAGUGGCAGCAAACUUCAGCUCUGGAAAAGGCAGCCUCGAAGGCUGAGAGUGGAGACCAGAUGUCUGAGGGCAUCGGGGCAUCGGGAGAAAUGGCGGCUGAGGAAGCCAGCUGCACCAGCCUGGACAACGACCUUCGAGAAGCUGAAGGGGUGGCCUUCAAGUGGAGCUUCCUGACCAGCAAGCUGGCAGAGAUAAAGAACAAAAGUGCCUCUAAGAGCAACUAGGAAUGAACGUGAAAGAAAUGGACUUUGUGACAUAAGAGACAACCUAUAUCCAUGCAGGGCAAGCAUUUUUAGCCUCCCCGCACCCCCGUUUCUCCAGGAAUCUUUGACAGAACAGUCAGAGAUGACAUGAAAGUCCCAGGGCCAGAGCUCAGUGUUAUUUAACCCUCAAAACAUUAGGAUGCCCCAAAUGUGUGUGUCUCAUGUAUCAAACCAUAUCCAUUCCAUCUCUCCCCUUCUCUGAACAUUGUUUUCUUGAGAUAAAAAAUAGACAGGUUGAAGCUUCUACCAGAGGUUUUCUGCCCAGCAGGGA